CAGCAGGUAUGCUGCAGAUAACUACCUGAGGCAGGCGGGGCUUUAUUCCUCUGACAGAGACAACUCCCCGACCUUUGAGACUAGCAGAGGAGCAGAGAAGACUCAUAAAGUUAAGCUUAAGAGCAGGAUGGCCACAAACUUCACUCAGGACACGUUGUUAUAUUUCCUGCAGAGCAGCGGAGGCUCGGUGAAAAACUCGGAUCUGCUUCUGCACUUCAGAAACUUCAUUAGGGACCAUGCGGACCGAAACCACAACCGGGAGCUCUUCAAGAAGUUUGUCAACACCGUGGCCACCGUUAAACAGGUCGACGGCGUCUCUUACGUUAUUCUCAGGAAGAAAUUCAAAGGAUAUGUGCCCGGCGAAGGGGGCUCUUCUAAGCCAUCGAAACUUCCCACCGGGAAAAAUAGCGACCCCUCCCCGGAGAAUGCCAAACUGAGUCCCGCUGGGAGCACAGAAGAGACCUCGGCAGAAACCACAGCUGAGAGAGGUGACAACACCCGCCCCGCCGGGACUAACCGCCAGGAAAACAAUCCUACCUGUGGCUGGGAUCAUGCUCAACAACAACAAUAUCGUGGAAACCAAUUUGAACAAGCAGCAGCAGCUCAGGUGGUGAAUCUGAUCUCAGAGAAAACAGAAGUGAAGACCACCAGGGUGUCUGAGCCUCCUGCCCAAGAUCAGUGGACUAAAGUGGGACAGCACAAAGUGGGAUUUGGGCCUGAGAUUACACCUGUGGUCACUGCAGUCAGUCACCAUGGAGGAAGAAGCCAGCAGGUCCCAGAAACUGUCAGAGGGAGGGAGGCCUGUCUGCAGCCUGAGGGAGGUCUUCAUCAGGAUCCUCCUCUUCAUCACAACAGUCUUCUGCUGCAGACACUCGUCUCGGAGACAUGGGGAGGGUCCUCUCAGACUCCUCGCCGUGUAUCACAGACCCGCCGGCUCCUCCCUCAUGUAUCCUCCUCCUCCUACUCCUCUUAUUCAUCAGAAAGGAAGAUCCCAAAUAUUUACAUCCAGCAGGUAGAAGGGGAACCACCCCCUGGUGGCAGGAGCAUGCAAUCGGGGGUAGGGCAAAAAAGACAAUGGGCUGUGUCGGGGCUAAAACCUGGGUCUGAUUCGGGGGAAACGUCCUCCACCAGACGCAGCCUUCCUUUAGAGGCAGAGCGCUACAUGCCGUCCCCUGACCAAGCUACAGAGGUGGUGCCUCGCCGUGAUGUGCAUGCAGACCGCCAAUACUCGCAGCUUGCAGGUGUCCACUUGGGGCCCAAUCAAAGCCAAGGGCUGUGGCUGUCAUCUAGCGAUAGCAGCAUCUUCUCCCCCUCAUCUCACGCAGGCUUCUCCACCAGCGACCGGAUGCUGUUAAGCUCCCCCAGAGAAUCGGGGUGGAACAGCAGCUAUGAAGAUUUACAGGCAAAAACAGGUGAGACAGGGGUCGGGUCUAAAAUCCAGGAAGUACUCCAGCGACCCCAAGGGAAAAAGUCUGUGACGCAAUGUGCCAACAGUAAAACUACAGGGCAUUGUCAUUCUACAGGCCAUCUCCAUGACAACCAGGAGCCCACAACUAGUUUGUCACCAUUCCAUCACUCGACUGACCAUCUCCACGACGACCAGAACUCUGCAGUCCGUGUGGCGCCCUGGCACCUCUCCACAGGUGAUCUCUAUGACGACCGAGAGGAGGCAGAGUCGAGCGAGGGCUCCACUUCUUCGCAGUUGCGCCCGUCGGUCGCCAGACGGCUCAGCAACCAGCUGAGGAACAGAAUGUGCCGCAGCCUUGGAGCUGAUCUCGACCAGAUCCUCCAGGAGGAGGUGAGGGCGGGGGGAGGAAGUGAGGCGGCCCGGCUGAACCGCCUCCACAUGAUCUCUUCGUCACUCAGCCUACGCUAUAACCUGUCGUCGUCCUCGCUGUCGUCCUGCUCCACGCCACAGAGCGCCCACAGCCUCGCUGACCUGGUGGAGGAUAGAGGAGGUAGGAGCUCUUCUGCUGCCACCCCCUUGUCCACUGCUGACCGUGAAGGCCCCAGCAGGCAGUCAUUGGUUCCUCUGGAGUCCAGGGAGCACGCCUGGCUGGUGAAGGGUGCAGCGGGUGCCUGGCCCGACAUCUACACCCUUUUCAGAGAGGACUCGUCCUUGCUCAACAGACACGACUUCAUCUCUGGCUUCACUGUGCUGCACUGGAUUGCAAAACAUGGUGACCACAGAGUCCUCAACACCUUAUGGUAUGGAGUUCAAAAGGCUGGUUUGACCUUCGACAUGAAUGCCAAGUCAACAUGCGGCCACACGCCUCUCCAUAUUGCUGCCAUGCACGGCAACGGGAACAUAAUGCGGUUGCUGGUUAGCAAGUUCAACGCAGAUGUACAGCUGAGGGACACGGCGGGAAAGAAGCCCUGGCAGUACCUGAGCGGCGCCACGCCACAGGAUGUCUUCCAGCUGCUGGGAGCUCCAUCACAUCCUGCUGGGGGAGAGAAGGGAGGAGUCGGGAGAGAAAACCCCGGCUGCAAACAGCAACAGCAACAGCAUCAGCGCCGUCUGCGGCAUCAUCUCUCCUUCGCUUCCUCGAAAGAUAGGCCUCUGACCAUGUCAGGUACGACGAGAGUCAAAAGGUCGUCGUCCAUCGCUGCGUUCCUCAAACACAAAUCGCUGCAUCGGUUUCACGGACAUCAGUCCGACUCCUCCGUUUAAAAACUCAAUUAAUGGAUUUGCUUGGAUUUGGAACCUGAUUGGUUUACUGACGACUUGACUAAACAACAGUUUGCUGGCCGCUGGUUACAUGAUCACAAGCCGAGUCGAGCCGCAGCCACAGCACCUCCAAGAUCAAAAAGUGGCUGCUGAUCUGCCUCUGACCAUGUACUCAUUCUUGACUUGUGCUUUCACACCUGUAGUCUGGUCAAUUUGGGACCAAGGGAACCAAACUUAACAGGUUAGGUGUGAAAGCCUCUCACUACUGUACCACACAUAACUCUUCUCACCGCCAUUAAAAUAGGCAUUUUAGUGGCCUGUGGUGUAGCUGGUAUUGAUGGUAAAAUCAGUGGCCUAUUGGAUAUGUAGUUAUUUACUGUAAUAUUCCAACACAUACACAUAUAUUAUCAUAUUUAGAAUUGUGUCCCAAUCUCUUCCAGUAUAAGGGCCCAGUCAGACCAGCAUUUACAGUAUAUUCACAGAAUGUCGGACCAAAAUGAAUUUCAGUGGAAUCCCCACAAUCGGUGGAUAAAUAAAUCUGAGCCAUAUUUUCAAUGUUGACACCAAAAUUAGUUUUGUUGACCUGACCAGUCCAAGAGUCCAAAAUGGAGAAAACUAUCAUAUUCGCUGUUCUGCGCAUCAAGUUUUACUAACUAUCCUUGACCUUCACUGGAAUCCCAGAAAUAUAGUCUGUUGGCCCUGUGAGGCGUAUUGUCGUCAGACCGACAACUGAUGGGCUCCGAGAUAAGUAGCAUGUCGACCGUCAGCUCACCACCUACCAAGGAACCACUGUGUCACCAAGCUUCUAGCACCACCUACUUCACAGAGUCUGAACAUGGCACCUAAAGUGGCAAAACCUACCAGUUUGUCAGUGCAGAGCGGUAUGUGACAGUGGAACUUGAGUGACACGUUGUUUAUCAGCGGCAGCACAUCAGUAGCAGCAGACCAACAGUAACAUAUGCCACUAAGAAUUAGCAUAAUGCUACUUGAAACACGGACCAACAAGAAGAUGAACCAGGGCUGCAGCUUCUCUCAAAGCUACAUUUAAUUAAUUGUAGAGCAGCAACUAAUGAUUAUUUUUAUUAUCGAAUAAUCUGCAGACUUUUUAUUUUGAUUAAUUGAUGAUUAAUUGUUUGAUUUAUAAAAUGUCAGAAAAUGGUGAGAAAUGACCAUGCCAGUUUCAUGUCCAAGAUGAUGUCUUUAAAGGUCUUUGUUUGUCAAAAACCCAAAGAUAUUCACUUUAUUAUGAUAAUAAUGAUAUGGAAUUCUCCAUUUUUGCAUUAACAAUUACUUAAACGAUUAAUCGAUUAUCAAAAUAGUUGCGAUUAUCUGUCGAUCAACUUAAGUCGACUAAUCGUUGCAGCUCUAUUUUACUGUGGAUGCACUAAACAGAUUUUAAUGGACCUGGUCUGUCCUCUGUUUGAGCAUGCCCCCUGGCCUGUAACCCACCAAACUCCCAGGAUUACUUUCCAGGAGAUCCAAAGUAACGAGUUUAAAAGAGAAGAAGUUUCUCACGGUGGACUUUUUGAUAUGAACCUUUUGUUCUUGGUACUUUUUUUUCAGCCUCACUGUAGAUCUGUUGCUUCUGCCGCCACACUGUCCAAAGCCUUAUUUAAGAAGUGAUUCAUCCAAAUUACUGCAACAACAGGCAGCACUAGUUUCUGCACCUGAACAAUCGGUUUCACCGGAUAUGAAUGCCAAAUAAAAUUUAGUUUGAAAAAGAGUGCUGGCUCUGAGGCGUGUGGCGGCUGAAAGCGGGACGUGCCAGCACACGCAGAUCGGCAACUGAUCCUGUUUUAAGAGGACAAACAAACAUGAUUAUGAGCAACGUGACAGUCGGCAACAGAGAUGAUGCUGCAGCUUUUUAACACUCAUUACCCACAUCUGCUCUUAAUUGUGUACUUUCCUCAUACUGCUUCCAAAUUAAGCAUUCGUUUUUAGAUCGGUGUGCUUCCUUUUAUGCAGCCUCUAGUUUCACUUUGUUUCUUUGAAAGUUAACUUGCAGUGAAAUUAACUUUAGGGAAUUAGUGGACAAAACAUCAUGAACACCCUGUUUCCUUGUUUCCAGCCUUUGUGCUAAGCUAAGUAUAUUGAGUCGUGUCAAUCUUCUCAUCUAAUCUAACAUUUCUCAAAGUGUCAAACUAUUCCUUUACAUUAGUGAGUACAAUGUUAUUAAUACUGAUAUAAAUGAUUGACAAGAGGCAAGCUGUAAUAAAGUGAAAUGAUCCUUUAAUUUCUGAGCCCUUGUCUGUAUUGGCUCGCACCUUUUAUACAGGAUUUGUAGUUAAAACAUUUAAAACUCCAGUAUUUUCCUUUUAACACUCUCUUUGUAAAGGAUUGCGGUCUAAAGUUUACUGUAAUUUGAUGUUCUACAGUGUGUACAGUAUUUUUCACAUCACUGAGUAUUAAAUGUGUUUCACAGUU
This is a messenger RNA of Cottoperca gobio, 5092 nucleotides long. It is a transcript of the gene sowahb, whose product is annotated as sosondowah ankyrin repeat domain family member B. The record is from RefSeq and is a predicted model, not a curated record. Bases 128 to 2671 code for a protein of 847 amino acids. The transcript has 7 exons. NCBI's taxonomy places the organism in Eukaryota, Metazoa, Chordata, Actinopteri, Perciformes, Bovichtidae. Gene Ontology annotation, molecular function: protein binding.